AAAAGGUGACGUCAGAACCCCCUGAGCCAAUGAGGAGCCGAGGAGCGCAGGGACCCGGAUGCUUGGCUCCCUCUUCCUCCUGUGUUGGCGCCUCUCGCUUCGGUAGCCAUGGGGAGCUUGCUGCAGUUUCUGAGGCUGGUGGGGCAGCUGAAGCGAGUACCUCGAACAGGCUGGGUCUACAGAAACGUACCGAAUCCAGAAAGUGUUUCUGAUCAUAUGUAUAGGAUGGCAAUCAUGGCUAUGGUCACUGAAGAUAAAACACUGAACAAAGACAGAUGCAUACGGUUAGCUCUAGUUCAUGAUAUGGCUGAAUGCAUAGUUGGGGACAUUGCACCAGCUGACAAUAUUUCCAAAGAGGAGAAGCACAGACGAGAAGAGGAAGCUAUGAAACAUUUGACCCAGUUGCUUUCAGAACAGCAGAGAAAAGAAAUCUUUGAAUUGUGGGAAGAAUAUGAACACCAGCGUAGCGCAGAAGCAAGGUUUGUAAAACAGCUGGAUCAGUGUGAGAUGAUACUUCAAGCCUUAGAAUAUGAAGACUUAGAGCAAAGGCCUGGGACCCUUCAAGAUUUUUAUGACUCUACUGCAGUGGCUUCAAUGGAAGAUCCCCACUUUGUGAUCUGAAAUCAUACUGGUAAAAUCAACAUCGGUGACCAUGUCUUCAUCUGCUUCAUGUAAUACUUGUCUUUGCAACAGACCUUUGGAAUUAAAAGACAAUGAAAGUUGGGAUAAAUCAAUGUGCAGAAAAAAAGAAUGCAAAGAUUUCCAAUACACUUUCCACUUUUAAUAAAGCAACUAAGCUGGUUUGGAA
Anolis carolinensis (green anole) is the source of this 808-nucleotide messenger RNA. It is a transcript of the gene hddc2, whose product is annotated as HD domain containing 2. The coding region runs from base 109 to 621 and encodes 170 amino acids. Gene Ontology annotation, cellular component: cytoplasm. Gene Ontology annotation, molecular function: 5'-deoxynucleotidase activity. The record is from RefSeq and is a predicted model, not a curated record. The transcript has 7 exons. Lineage: Eukaryota; Metazoa; Chordata; Lepidosauria; Squamata; Anolidae.